UGAGUUUCUGUGUGGGAGAUGGGCCCUUAGAAGCUAUUUCCUGUAGCUUCUAACUUCUCAAAAUCUAGGAACUGUCCUGGUGGCAGGAGCUACCCAGUCAGGGUACUCAGUACACUGGGCAUAAGUCAGUGCCUUUAGGUUUAACUCCAAGGCUUGGGGAUCUGAUCUAGGGCAUGGGGAAGAUGGCUUCACCAACUCUCAAUUCAGAAUGGACUUCAAGCAAGUAGUAUGUGCCAGUCUUCUCCCAGAAUCUGGAUUCUUGUCCUUGUUCCCUGGCCUAUUCAUGCAUAUUAAUUUCUAAUAAGAUGAAAUCUGAAACGCUUCUUGGGGCAGGGCCAGGAGCUGGUCACAUGACUUCCAGCGAGUCAAGCUUUCUGGUAGUUUUUGAAUGAAGGCACAACCUCUGUCCUGAUUGUUACGUUGCAUUUUCUGGAAGUUUCAAAGUGGGAUUCCAGUGAAUUACUGUUUGGACAUAUUGCCCCAUAAAUAGAUACUCACAGUGCCACACUGUGUGCUUCCCAGUGCUAAAGAAAUGGUGAUGAGGAAAGCUGUGCAGAAGCCCAGAAUAUAUGAGGCUGAUGUGUAUGUCUCAAACACCGAUAGCCAGGUGGCUGUGGAGGCAACCAAGGAUUGUUGGUAAUAACCGAGGAUUGUUGGUAAUAACCAAGGAUUGUUGAUAAUAACAUGCUGUGAGAAAGAAUAACAUGUGGCUGCAGAAGAGGGCCAUGCCGAGGUAGGGCAGCACUUUUCUGAGACAAACAUCCUUGUUUUAGUUCCUGGAGAUAAGAAAACACAGUACUGCACAAACACAGGAAUGAGGCCAAGAGGUGGGCAUGGACUGUAGAGGGGCACUCCCAGGACCUACCUACCUACCUUCCUUCCUUCCUUCCUCCCUGUCUCCCUCCUUCCUCUCUUCCUCUUUCUUUCUUUGUCUCUUUCUCUCCUCUUUUUCUCUAUCCCCCUCUUUAAUUCAUCUCUUCCUUUCUAUCUUCCCUUUCACCCUACCCCUUCAUUCAAAACCCAUUGCCAUGUGUUUAUAUAGUAGGUCAGGGACUAAUAUACCAAUUUCUGUGCCAAAUGCGUAAUUUACUCUUAAAACUUUGUGAUUUUUUGCAGACCCUCUGACAUUUGUUGUUCCUUUCGACCACGAGCAUUUACAAAUCUUGGGUGCUCCCGGCCCUUAAGGGAGGGACGGCACAUUUUUGGUAUCAUGGACAGGAUGCCAUGGUUGAAGGGAUCCGUUCAGAAUGUCAUCACUCUACCCUUGAGUUCUGGGCAGGGAGUGCUGGGAUGUGAUCCUGUUAAGAGCCAGGAGGCAUCUGAGCAGCUGUAAGCCAAGACUGCGUAGGAAAUAUCAGUGCUUGACUGUUCCCUGAUUUUGGAAAAGUUGAGAGAAUAUAAUGUGUGCCUGACUCCCUCGGGCAUGGAAUGGGCAAAUGGAGAUUUGUAUAGGCCUGAAGCAGUGGUUAAAUCAAUAAAUGUGGUGUUAAGUGAACAAAAGGUAUGAAAGGGGAAAGGUAAAGCAGUUUUGUGUGCAAUUUUGGGAGUAGCUUAAAGUGCUGCCCAAAAGGAGAGGUAUGCCAACAAAUGGGAAGAAGGAGAAAUGAUUGGAUCUCUGCAGGAUUUGGUGAAAGGAUUGCAGGAUCAGUUAAGUGAGGAGAGAGGAAACAGGCUUUGGGAACAAGUGUUGCUUGCUGCUAAGUGCAAUUGUGAAAGGGAGUGUACGCUGCGGGCAGAGGGCCUGUUUGCAGCUCAGCAUGAUCGUGAAGGGGAGAGUAAGGUGCAGGUGGAGGCAUUUCUUGCUGAGCACAGUUGGGAAAAGGAAAAGAGGCUGCAGGAGGAGGCAUUGCUUGCUGCCAAGCAUGAUCAUACUAGGACGCUUCAGGUGGAGCUUUGGGAUGCAUAUAAGAGAGUAAAAUCUUAUGGGAAGGAUUGCAGGAUUUAGCAUCUGGACCAUUUACAGAAAUACUGUCUCACAACUCUGCAUUUUUGUAUCCAAUGAAUGAGUAAAACUAUUAUCCUGACAAAAAGUGACAUGUUACGUUUGCAUUUUAAUCUGUUGACGAGGAAGUAACAUUACGACCCCUAAUUAAAGCUGAAACCAUAGACGAUGGUCAGGGUCAGCAAACUGCUACUAAAAUGGUGCCGUAUACGGCAACCGAGAUUUCAAAGUUCCAGGAAAAGUAUAGCAGAGUUUUGUGGGAAUCAGAAACUGAAUAUGUGCGGAGAGUGUCCCUGAGGGGUGGUGAUUAAAUCAUGUCAUCUGAGGCAGAGGCCCAAGGAUUCUGGGGGACAGGAGUGUUUCUGGGGGUGGGUGCCAGAACCUCCUCUCUUCCACAGCAGGACCCACUGACCAACACUGGGGCAUUUGUGCCCUGCCCAGGGUCUCUCUCAGACACAGCCCAGGAAGACUUGCAGAUGCAGACACGACAUUGGUUGUGGCCUGAAUGUUACGAUAACUCCAGGGCUGAGCUGAAGAAACACCAGGGCAGGGAGAGCAAAUGCAGUUUCUUGCACGUGUGACCUUUUGUGUAGUGUUUAAAAUUAAGAAAAAUCAUGUGCCUAGCUGGUAAGACUCCCUGCUUCACAGUCUUUUUGUUGGAAAGCUCUUUUUCAUUUUGUCCCCUCAGCCUCCAUUUCCACCUACUUGGAACAGAACAGGGUCAGUCUCCUGCUCUGGACAUGCCUCCCUGUCAUCUCUGCUAACUUUAUGGUAAUAUUUAUUUAUUUUGAAAGGGAAGGAUCUCCUCAGUAAUGCAGACACAAGCAUCUUCUGGUUGGUCUCUGUAUUCUUGUGUCUUCCAAACCUUUACUGAGCCUGGAAGUGAUUCCAACAGUUUUGUAGAAUCAUGGAAUAACUCAGGUUGGAAAGAUCCUCUGGCACUUGUGUCACCUGUGCCGUGCUCAGAGAAGGUCUGCUGUGGGUGUUGGGCCAGGUCACUUAGGGCUUUGCCCAGCUGAGUUUGGAAUUGCCUCCAAGGGUGUGGAUUCCAGAGCCUUUGGGCAACCUGCUCUAGUGUUUGACUGCUUCACAGUGAUUUGUCCCCUCGUCAUUGUCAACGUUUUGGUAGAGGGGCUGCAGGGGUGGCCUCUGUGAGGAGAGGCUGGGGCUGCCCUGAGCCAGUCACAGCAUGUGCCAUCCAGAUCCAAAGGACCCAACACAGGACACGUCUGGGCCCAUCCUCAGGGGAGUCUAUGGCACCUCUGGGAAAGUAUCUUAAAGUGAGGGCGGUAAACACCAAGCAAAAGGAGAAACAAGGCCAGGGUAAGAGGAGAGAGGAGAAGGGGGGGAAUCAACACUGGAGCAGGAGGAGAGAAGAGAGAAGGGAACACCUGGGCAGGGGUUGGAGCCAAGGUACUGCUGGAGCAGGAGCUGAGAGAUGCAGCCUGGAGGAGCUGCUGUCAGUGAAGGAACCAGCACUCGUGUGCUGUCCCCAGUCUCUUGCACUGGCCACUGGCUCAGCAAAGGGGCUGAGCAUGGCCUGGGGGUGAGGGGACUGAGGAGCAAAAAGGUCAGUGGGGGGAAGAGGUGUCAGAAGGGAAGCAGAGUUUUUUCCUGAGGGUUGGUUGGUUUUUUCAGUCUCCCUUGAUACCAGAAUCUGUAACUAAUAGGCUGUUAAUUGUCAAAUAAAUUCAUGAAAAUUCCCUGAAGGAGUAAACAUUUUUUGUCUGUGACAAUAUCUUACUAGAAUUUCUCUGAUACAAUUUGUGACAGUUGAUUCUUUUCUUUUCCCAGGACAUCUCUGAGAGCAGCCCGGUUGUCUUCCCUGUACCUUCCCAUCACAUGUCUGAAGACAUCAAGGAAAUGCUCCCCACCCUUGGUCUUCAGACUAGAUGUAGCUCCCUUGCCUCUGGUACAUUGGGUGCUCCAGGACCCAGCCAUCAUGGUGCCCUUUCCCUGGUCUCACUGAAGACAGCAGGUCAUUUCCAAGUGCAUCCAGGCAGCCCUUGGAAAGUGCUUGUGUGAGAUACAGUGGACCCUGGCAUAAAAAAAAGUGACAUCAAGAAGUCUUUCAUCAUAUUUCUUCCACAAAAAUGCAGCAUCAGGCUUAUUUACUCCGUACAUGUUUAGAAGCUUCCUCAUGAAGUGGUCAGCCAAGUCUCGACAAUCUUCAGGAACUGCCAUUCCUCAAAUGUUCAUUGCUUUCACUUGGAGUGGGAGUGCAGUGACCACCUGCAGGGGUUCAGUGGUCAGCUCUCUGCAGUGCUCCAUUGCCUUUGUUGACCAGAUGUCGUGAUUUAACCCCAACCAGCAACCAAGCACCACGCAGCCGCUCGCUCACUCUGAACUUCAGCUCAAGUGCAGAGUGAAGUUCCAGGCUGUCCAAUACGGCAGAAAAGAAACAGCAACAACACACGAGCCACCUGCCAGCCCAGGUGCAUCACCGUGGCUGUUAUCAAAACGUUCCCAGGCACAAUUCAGUGAGCAGACAGCCCAGGGCCCAUUGAACUGUCCUGCAUGGCAGCAGACUGCAUACCAGGAUCUUCCCUUGAAUAGGAAACGCCUCCCAAGGUUACUCCUUGUGGCUGAGAGAUUCCUUGCUGCAACAGAUUCUUGGCGUUAACAUUUUAGCAUGCAUAUUUGAAUGAGAAACUGGACAGAAUCCUAUAUAAACUUCUUCCACAGACUCAGCCAAUUACUCCACCCUACGGGGAAGUUAUAAGCCCAGAAGAUGGAGAUUGAGACUGCAGACGAAGUUGCUAUUGUUGGAAUAGGAUGUAACUUUCCUGGAGGAGAUGGAAUUGACAGUUUCUGGAAAGUGCUGGAGGAAGGCAAAAACUGCACAGUGGAAAUCCCCCCUGAGAGAUUUAAUGCCAAAGAGUGGUAUGAUCCAGAUGAUAACAAGCCAGGAAAAAUAUGUACAACGCGAGCUGCUCUUCUCGAUGAAUUUAAUUCCUUUGACAACCACCUGUUUGGGAUUAAUAACAUGGAAGCUGAACGCAUGGAUCCUCAGCAGAAGUUACUGAUAGAAUGCACAUACAAAGCCCUGGAGGAUGCAGGAGUCCCUGUAGAAGCUGUCAGUGGCACCAAAACAGGUGUUUUUGUUGGACUUAUGAAUCGAGACUAUGAAAUCGUAACAAGCACAGCAGUGAGUGCAAUAAACCAUUAUGAUGGUACAGGAACAGCCAUGAGCAUUGCUGCUAACAGGGUGUCAUUCACAUUUAAUCUGACUGGACCGUCCCUGACUAUUGACACUGCCUGUUCAUCUUUUCUUUUUGCUCUGCACUACGCCUUGCGAGCCAUUAAAUCAGGAGACUGUGAGGCAGCAAUCUGUGGUGGGGUGAACUGCAUAAUAGAUCCCCGCACCUUUGUAUCUCUCAGUAAAGCAAAGAUGAUCUCUCCAGAGGGCAUAAGCAAACCCUUCUCCAAAAAAGCAGAUGGCUAUGGAAGGGGAGAAGGCUGCGGUGUUGUUUUCCUCAAACCACUGAAAAAGGCAAAGGAAGACUACAGCAAAAUCUGGGGUGUGAUAAACAUCAGUGCAGUAAAUCAGAACGGUAGGUCCACGACUCCGAUCACAAGACCGUCUCCAACAGAGCAAGAGAAGUUACUGCGCAGCAUUUAUGGAAGUCGUGUCGAUCCCUCAGUUGUGCAGUACAUUGAAGCGCACGGUACAGGAACUGCUGCUGGAGAUCCUAUUGAGGCUGAAAGCUUAGGUAAUGUCAUUGGUAAAAACAGGUCUUCCCGAGCUUCCAUUCUGAAAAUUGGUUCAGUGAAAGGAAAUAUUGGGCACACCGAAUCAGCUGCCGGAGCAGCCGGGUUAAUCAAAGUGCUUCUGAUGAUGCAUCAUGGAAAGAUUGUUCCAUCCUUGCAUUACUCAAAGGAGAUGAGCAGCAUCGAUACAGAGGAAUUAAACCUUGCUGUUGCCACAGCUGUAGAGCCCUGGGAAGAAUCCAGUGAGUAUGGAAGAGUAGCUGGCAUCAACUGCUUUGGGUUUGGAGGAACCAAUGCUCACAUUGUAGUCAGGCAGGUCAAGCAGCCAGAGCCUCUUCCUGCCUUUAAGAGGCCCCUUGAAUUAUUUCUGCUGUCAGCAGCAUCAAGUAAGUCCCUUCAGAUGACAAUGGCUGACACAGCUGAGCAGCUGAGCACAAGAAACUCUGUGACUCUCCCAAGCCUGGCCUAUACCUCUGCCUGCAGAAGAAGCCAUGCCAACUACAGGUACCGGAAAGCGUUUGUCACAAAUUCCCUCCAACACUUGCAGCAAGAGCUUAAGUCAGCCAGCACUGACCCUGCCAUGUCCAAGGUGGAACCACAGCUGGUGUUCGUGUUCUGUGGCAACGGCGUAACGCUGAAGGAGUUCAGCGAGGCUCUGCUGAGCUCAGAGCCAGUGUUCAGAGACAAGUGUAAGGAAAUAGAAGACCUUUUUCGGCAACACACUGCCGUCAGCGUCCUGCCAGCAAGGGAUCAUAGCCCACAGGAUUUGUUGAAGCCAGAGCUCUCCCAGCCCUUGCUUUUUACCCUGCAGGUUGCCAUAGCUUCCCUCCUGAAGUACUGGGGCAUUAAGCCUGUUGCUGUUGUUGGCCACUCGGUGGGGGAAGUUGCCGCUGCGCAUAUUGCUGGGUACCUUUCCCUGGCAGAUGCAGUCCAAGUGAUUUAUCACCGGAGCAGGCUGCAGGCAAAGACUGCCAGUGGCAGAAUGUUGGUGGUUGGAAACAUCCCCGUUCAAGAGAUUGCUGAACGUCUGCAUCCCUACUCGGGAAAGGUCUGCAUUGCUGCUUUCAACAGCCCAGUUUCCUGCACCUUGUCUGGGAAUGUAGACUCAGUGGAAACUGUCCAGAGAGAGUUAGCUCAAGCUUUCAGACAGAGAAACAUCUUCCUUCAUGUUUUAAAUGUCCCAGCUGCGUACCACAGCCCCAGCAUGGAUAUGAUACUUGAGGAGCUGGAGGAGAAGAUAGAGCCUUUAGGAAAGCAGAAGGGGGAAAUUGAAGUGAUUUCAACGCUGACAGGGGUGGCUGCAUCUGAAAAUGACUUUGCUCGUGGCAAAUUCUGGGCCCGGCAUACUCGUGAGCCUGUUGCUUUCAGUCAAGCCAUCCAAAGUGCAGCUAGAGACAGGGAAAACGUGGUGUUUGUGGAAAUAAGUCCUCACCGAGCAUUGCAGCGAAGCAUAAAGGAAACUCUAGGAAAAGGCACAAAGGUGUUCUCCUCUUUGGAAACUGAUGCAGAAUAUCAGACGCUCCUCACCCUGGUAGGAAAUCUGUUUGAACUGGGAUAUAAUCCCAAGUGGCAGCACUUCUAUAAUGGGUAUCAAAGUGUUCCGGUGGCCAUUCCACGCUAUCAAUUUGAUCGCCAAAAACUCAUGGCUUUUCUGAAUGCCCAUCAACAAGCAAACCAAAGAGGUGUCAGCGCCAGUCAUCCUUUGAUUUAUGGCAUAAACAGUGACAACAUGGAGUUUGGCUGCCUGCUGUCUCAGGACACAACACCAUACUUAUACGAGCACAAGAACAAUGGGGUGGCCUUAGUCCCCGGUGCUUUUUAUGCAGAGCUUGGUCUGGCCUCUGUGAUGAGCAGCUCAAGGCCUAAAGUACCUCUGAGUACUUGCCAGCUGAGUAUUGUUUUUUCUGCACCCUGUGUUCUCACUCAGAGUUCCCAAGUGUUGAGUAUCAAGCUGAGUCUGCAAAAAGAUGUGACAGCCUUUGAGAUCCUCUCUUCCUCCAAUGCAGUUUAUGCUGCCGGCCAAGUGGCAAAGGGGCCUGAAGCUGUGGUAGAAGAAAGCACCAUCUCCUUCCAAGACAUCUAUCAAAGGUGCAGAUCAGUGAUUAGCAGAGAGGAGGUUUAUGAAGCACUGUCUCAGGUUGGCUUUCAGUAUGGCUCCAUAUUUAGGCAGCUCAGUGAUGUGCAUUAUUGCCAGGAACUAAAGGAAGCUAUAACAAGCGUAAAGGUGAACAAGGAGACCGUCAGAGAGAUGUACAGCUACUGUAUCCACCCAGUGCUGCUGGACUGUUUUCUGCAGAUGACUGCUGUCUUGACCUCAAGGACAUUCCAGUCCAGAGCAGGUUUUCCUUCAGGGAUACGCAGCCUGGUGGUGCUCCGGCCGCUGGAGGAAGAAAUGAUGAUAUAUAUGAGAACAAGCAAGUCCACUGGGAACUGCCUAGAGGUCUGUGGAUGCUUUUUGGACAAACAUGGCUCUGUUUUGGCUGAGCUCAAGCACGUUGCCAUCACUUUCAUGAAAGAAGCGUCUUCCAGAGACAACGAGUUCCUGUUUGAAAACAAGUGGAAGGAAGUCUCUCUUUCACAGACAAUUGGACAUCUGGGGGUUAAGCCCAGAGUCCUAGUGUUUGCAGACAAAUUUGGGAUAGCUGAGCAGCUCAAAAAGUACUUGCAUCCUGCUUCAAGAUAUGUUAUGUAUGAAGAUUGGGAAGCCCCCUUGGAAGGCCGCACAAUGAAUAAAAUGAGAGCAGAGGUUGAGGAUUAUGAUGAAAUUCUCUUCCUGUGGGGAAUUCAAAAGUUAAAUGAAGAUUUCCCAAGCAAAGUGGUAGAUCAGUUGGCAAAGUGUUGUGAAGCCUAUCGCCAAGUAGUGGUGGCAUUAAGAGAGAAAAUGUCCCGCUGUUCAGUCAGAGUGAUCACUUACAGAACAACAGAGAGAUACGUAGACCACGUUAACAGUGGGUUUGUACUGUAUGGCAUGACCAGAACUUGCGUUGUUGAAGUUCCAGAAAUCACAUUUCAGUUGAUUGACCUCAGCUCUUGCAGUUCCCUGGACAUCUCAGUGCUAGCAGAUGUUCUUGUCAAAUGCAGAGGUGGGGAUUAUCCAGAAGUUUGCAUCAGCCAAGGAAGAAUUUAUGUGUCUGAAAUCAGACACACACCUUUUAUAGAUGCAGAUUACAUCCAACCUGUAAGAUCUCUCCAGAAGUCACAGACGUUCACUUUGUACACGUCUGAUCCGUACACAGCGAAAGACUUGUCUGGUGAACUAUCCACCAGCACUGCUACUCAGCUUGACAAACAGAGUGUUGAAAUUCAAGUGGAUAAAAUUUGUGUCCACUCAGAAGAUUAUUUUCCCAUUAGUGUUUCUAGUUGCAACUUUGGUAAUACACUGUAUUGGAACUCGCAAGCAGGAGACAAACACAGACUUUUAGCUCUUGAUUUCAGUGGCACAGUAACAGCAACAGGAACUGAUGUGAAAAAAGUGAAAGUGGGAGAUCACGUGGUUUCAUGUUAUCCCACUGCUGCAUCAUCCAGGGUUCGGAUUCCAGGAAUAGUUUGUUUCAAUGUAAAGAAAUUCCCAUUCUUCCAGAAUGUCCCUUGUGUGUCCUACUUCAUCAUUGCCUGGGAAAUCUUCACUCAGAGAUUACCCAAGGGGAAACAUGGCAGAACACUGGGGAUUAUUACUACAGAGCCAUUAUCGGUUUUGUGCCAUGUUCUUUGUGCAGCAGCAGAAGAGAUGGGUUGGAGAACAGUCCUUGCAAGGCCCACUCCUGAUAAGUUCCAGUAUAUAAACCUGUGCAAUGCCCUUGUUGUUCUUCCUCCUGUCAACAGACUGUCUUGGGAGGAUCUGGCCCACAUGUACUUUCUUAAAGAUGUGGUGAUCGUGUGUGGCAAUCGACAGUCUGAAUGUAUCCAGAAUGUCAGUGAAAUUGGUCAUGAAAACAUCAGCUUCCACAUCCUUACCCUUGCCAGCGUUUUCCAGAAAGCACCUCUAAAGGAAUUGCAGAAGACUGUACAUGUCUGGGUCAGUUCCAUGGAUAUGAAACGGUUUAGACGUCUCUCAGGUUCCGUUUUUCAGCAGGCGGAGAACUUUGAAAGGCUAAACUCUGUGAUGUCCUAUUUCACGUGCACUUCUGUCCCCCUUGCUGUACUGAGAAGGCAGAAGGACAUCAGCAUGCUAUCAGACAUACCGUUGUACGAACCCCAGAAGCAGCUGUUUAAGCAGAAUGCUGUUUAUGUAGUAGUGGGAGGGCUCACUGGACUCGGCUUUGAAACGGUGAAAUUCAUAGCCGAGAAUGGAGGAGGGUGUAUUGCAAUACUCUCCAGGAGAAUUCUGAGCAAUGAGAAGCAAGAAGAGAUGAAGGCUUUGCAGCAGCAGUACAAAGGGAGCAAAGUAGCGUUUGUGCAGUGUGACGUGACUUUGACCGGUGAUGUUGAGAAAGCUUUCAAGUCCAUUGCAAACACCUUUGUGGGGAGUCCGAUCAAAGGUGUAUUUCAAGGUGCUGUUGCUUUACACGAUGGCCACCUUGAAGUUCUGACCUUGGCUGACUUUCAGAAAGUGCUGAGCCCAAAAGUAGCAGGGACUCUAAAUCUUCAUUGGGCUACCAGAGGCCAGGAGCUUGACUACUUUGUGUGCUACUCCUCUGUUGCUUCCUUUCUGGGCAAUGCCACCCAGACAAACUAUGCAGCUGCAAACUCUUUCCUGGAUCUCUUCUGCCUCUACAGGAGGAACCGUGGGCUUUCAGGCCAAUCCAUUAACUGGGGUGCUUUGAAUCUUGGCAUUCUGCUCAAUCAGAACCACAUCCAGAGCAUUCUGAGAUCCAAGGGCAUAGACAUUCUGCAAGUGCAUGAAAUUCAUGAGUAUCUCAGGAAAAGCUUACUUACGAAUAACCCACAGCAAGCUGUCGUCAAAUUGAACUUUCAAGCUUUAUAUCAUCAUGUUUUUACUCGAAUAAGUUCACUCAAAACUCGCUUCAUAUCACUUAUGUCAGAAGAUUUCAGGAACAAGCUUGAAACUCCUGAGGAAACUCAAGUCCCAGAUAUUGCCUUUCUCAAAUCGGAAGACUACAUCACCUCCCUGGUGAGUGACCUCACUGGACUGAACCCCGAGGAACUAACCAUGAAUACACCACUUUCAUCUUUGGGCAUAGACUCUAUGUUAGCUAUGACAAUUCAGAACCGUGUGUUUCAAGAGAGAAAGGUGGACAUACCUCUUCUGAAACUGCUUGAUCCUCACACAACUCUGUCAAGUUUAGUGGUAGUUUUAGAAGAAACAAGCAAUGCAAAUGGAGUAGUUGAGAAGAAGAACGGUGCAAUCGAAAGUGUAGAAAAUGAGAGCCGGCUGUAGGAAUCUUGUCCUCCAGGAAUUGUGUAACUUUGAAGAUACCCAGACCUUUGUAGCAUCUCAGAAGAUGUCAUUGCAGAUGGGUAGAACAUCUGGUGAUGCUGAAUGUACUCUUUUACAAUGAUUCAGGAGACUCCAUACCAGGUUCUUCUGUCAUUGCAUUAGCUGCAUUAAUCUCAGUCAAUUGUUUUCCUUGUUACGUUUAGUAUUUUUUUACCUUGAUUUUCAAUAGUUUUAGCUGGAAAUAAGUAGAGUAAUAGUUACACAUUUUCAUUUGGUGAAUUUGUAUGUUUAAUGCACAUUGCAUUUUUUAAACUAUUCAAGUUAUGAUUAUAUUCGUAUGUUUGUAUCUCUAAGUGGUGACUAUACAAGUAAAAGAGCAUAAAAUUAUCAACAUUUUUGUCAUUCUGUGUUCUUAAUGUAUCACUUUUUUUAGUAUUAUCAAGUGUUUAUAAAUACAGCAUGUUUUUGAAAGACUUAUGAUGUUAUGAGUUUCAAAAACCUAAUGUUUUCUUUAAGUCUUCGAAAAUAUUAACAAUUUACCAGUUGCAAAGCAUACAGUAAAGCAAAUGUUUUUCUUUAUGAAUUAACUGAUUUUUAU
Messenger RNA from Pipra filicauda (Wire-tailed manakin), 11589 nucleotides. RefSeq names its product highly reducing polyketide synthase cm3B-like. The record is from RefSeq and is a predicted model, not a curated record. The transcript is spliced from 12 exons. Gene Ontology annotation, biological process: fatty acid biosynthetic process. NCBI's taxonomy places the organism in Eukaryota, Metazoa, Chordata, Aves, Passeriformes, Pipridae. The coding region runs from base 4674 to 10991 and encodes 2105 amino acids. Gene Ontology annotation, molecular function: fatty acid synthase activity.